Messenger RNA from Glycine soja, 3269 nucleotides. Its product is annotated as probable alpha,alpha-trehalose-phosphate synthase [UDP-forming] 11. NCBI's taxonomy places the organism in Eukaryota, Viridiplantae, Streptophyta, Magnoliopsida, Fabales, Fabaceae. The transcript has 3 exons. Gene Ontology annotation, cellular component: cytosol. Gene Ontology annotation, biological process: trehalose biosynthetic process. The coding region runs from base 374 to 2941 and encodes 855 amino acids. The record is from RefSeq and is a predicted model, not a curated record. Gene Ontology annotation, molecular function: catalytic activity.
GCAAUGAGAGGGAAGGGAGAGAGAGGACUAGUCGGCUACAGUUAGCAGCGAGAAGAGAGAAGUAGAAUACUGAUGUGAGAACAAGAAACGUGAACCGUCGGAUGAAAGCAUUCACAACAUAAAAAAACCGGUUGGGUUGGGUUCUUAUCCACGCCAGUGUCAUAGUUUAGUUUUCUCGCAGACAAAAACGCCACCCCACGCUCUUCCAUUAUGGAAGGUGCAUCAGUACCUAAGAUUUUCAUCACUAAUAGAUUUAUCUUCCUCUAAAACCACCAUCACAAAAAACAGAAAAGCACUCCAUCCUCCAUAAAAUAAAACAAAAAACGAGAAAACCUCUUUUUUUUUUUUUUUAUUCUUUUCUUGUUUCUGGACAAUGCUAUCAAGAUCUUGCUUGGGGCUAUUGAAUUUGGUAUCAGUGGAUGAUUACCACGCGCUGGCUAGUCGCGCUCCGCGGCUGGUGAAUACGGCGGCCGGAGACUUGCCGGAGUUAGACAUCGACGGCAUGGAGAAUUCAGGAUCCGACGACGCCGUUGCGCCGGCGCCGCUCGAGCGGAGGAUCGUGGUCGCGAAUCAGUUACCGAUACGCGCGUUUCGCGAGGGGAAGAAAUGGAGGUUCGAGUGGGACAGAGACAGCCUCGUCCUUCAGCUCAAAGACGGAUUUCCUUCCGACGUGGAAGUGUUGUACGUCGGUUCGCUUAAAGCAGAGAUCGAACCCUGCAAACAAGAAGAAGUCGCUCAGUUACUCCUCGAAAAGUUCCGCUGCGUCCCAACGUUUAUUCCUUCAGAAGUUCACAACAAAUUCUACCAUGGUUUUUGCAAGCAUUACCUGUGGCCUCUUUUCCACUACAUGCUACCCAUGUCGCCGAGCCAAGGCGCGCGUUUCGACCGCGAGCAGUGGAAGGCUUACGUGCUCGCGAACAGGAUCUUUGCCGACAAGGUCACCGAGGUUAUCAACCCGGACGAGGAUUAUGUCUGGAUUCACGAUUACCACCUCAUGAUACUACCCACUUUCCUCCGGAAGCGGUUCCACCGCGUGAAGCUGGGGUUCUUCUUGCACAACACGUUUCCCUCCUCGGAGAUAUACCGGACUCUGCCCGUGCGCGAGGACAUUCUCCGCGCGUUUUUGAACUGCGACUUGAUUGGGUUCCAUACAUUCGACUAUGCGCGCCAUUUUUUGUCGUGUUGUAGUAGGAUGUUGGGGCUGGAUUACGAGUCCAAGAGGGGUUACAUUGGUUUGGAUUACUACGGUCGCACCGUGACGGUUAAGAUCCUCCCCGCGGGAAUUCACAUGGGGCUCUUGGAGUCGGUGUUGUCGUUGCCGCAGACGGCGUUAAGGGUGAAAGAAUUAAAGGAGGAGUAUGAAGGAAAGAUUGUGAUAUUGGGAGUGGAUGACAUGGACUUGUUCAAAGGUAUUAGUUUAAAGUUCUUAGCUUUGGGUAAGCUUCUGGAAGUGGAUGAGAGUUUACGGGGUCGUGUGGUGUUGGUUCAGAUUCUGAACGCGGCGAGGAGCAAAGGGAAGGACAUUCAGGACGUGAAGAACGAGAGCGAGGCCAUUGCGAGGGAGAUAAAUGAGAAAUAUUCACAACCGGGUUACCAGCCCAUUGUUUACAUCAAUGGACCAAUCUCCACGCAGGAGAAGGCUGCGUAUUACGCUGUUUCUGAGUGUUGCGUUGUGAAUGCGGUGAGGGAUGGGAUGAAUUUGGUGCCUUAUGAGUACACUGUUUGUAGGCAGGGGAGUGUUGCGUUGGACAAGGCUCUUGGCGUUGAAGGUGAGGAUAAGAAAGCUCCUAAGCAGAGCGUUAUCAUUGUGUCUGAGUUCAUUGGGUGUUCCCCUUCGCUCAGUGGAGCCAUCAGGGUGAAUCCGUGGAACAUUGAUGAUGUCGCUGAGGCUAUGAAUUCGGCUGUUACAAUGUCGGAGGCAGAGAAGCAUCUGCGCCACGAGAAGCAUUACAAGUACAUAAGCUCUCAUGAUGUGGCGUACUGGGCUAGGAGUUUUGAUCAGGACUUAGAUAGAGCUUGUAGGGAGCAUUACUCUAAGAGGUAUUGGGGUGUUGGAUUGGGUUUGGGGUUUAGAAUUGUUGCUUUGGAUCCUACCUUUAGGAAGCUCUCUGUGGAUCACAUUGCCUCAGCAUAUAGAGAUACACACAGUCGAUUGAUCCUUUUGGACUACGAUGGCACAAUGAUGCCGCAGGCAACAAUAAACAAGACUCCAAGCAGGGAAGUUAUUGCUGUCUUGAAUUAUUUAUGCAGUGAUCCUGAAAACAUGGUGUUCAUUGUGAGCGGCAGGGAUAAGGAUUGCUUGGGCAAGUGGUUUUCUCCGUGUGAGAAAUUGGGUCUCUCUGCUGAGCACGGUUACUUCACUAGGUGGAGCAAGGAUUCUCCUUGGGAGACUUGCGGAUUGGCGACUGAUUUUGAAUGGAAAAUGAUUGCCGAACCUGUGAUGUCGCUUUAUACAGAAGCAACUGAUGGUUCCUUCAUUGAACAUAAGGAAAGCGCAAUGGUUUGGCACCAUCAAGAAGCGGAUCCUUAUUUUGGAUCAUGCCAAGCUAAAGAGCUUCUUGAUCAUCUGGAGAGUGUGCUUGCCAAUGAGCCAGUAGUGGUUAUAAGAGGACAACAUAUAGUUGAAGUUAAACCUCAGGGUGUGAGCAAGGGUAAAGUGGUGGAAGACCUUAUCUCAAUCAUGCGAAGUAAGGGGAAGUCACCAGAUUUUCUACUGUGCAUAGGAGAUGAUCGCUCAGAUGAAGAUAUGUUUGAAAGCAUUGCUCGUUCAGCAUCUAAUCCAGCUCUUCCCACCAUACCAAAAGUGUUUGCUUGCACUGUUGGACAGAAACCAAGUAUGGCUGAAUACUAUUUGGAUGAUACUAGCGAAGUAAUGAAGUUACUUGAAGGACUUGCAACCGCUUCAGCACCAUCUGCGUCCAUAGCUUCUCAGGAAUUGUGAGGAACAUUAUAGAAACUGACACAGAAAAACAAUCUUGUACAGAAUGAUACUUUCAUAGCUGGAUUUUAAAAGGUCUAUAUUUAGAAAUUUACAGAUUAGCUGAUUCAUGUUCUUCAUAACUUGCAGUAAAAAAAUUCUUUUUUUUUUAUGACAAGGAUUAUGACUUUCUGCACCGUUCAAUGAAAACAUGCGUAACAGCAAUCUUUCAACAAUAAAAUAAGGUUUGAGGAGGAGACAACUAAGUUUCUUGAUAAAGAUCAAAAUGGGUUGGUGGAUUAGGUCUUGGGCAGUGUCUGUCAAUUUUACGAAUUAAAUUACCAUUACUCUA